UUCUAUUUGCCCAGAGCUAUAUUUUGUUCAGAAACUCUGUCCUGAGAAGGGAUUAAAGAAGGCAUCCAACAAGGACUGAACAAGGAAGGGAGGCAUCAGUGGAACAAGGGUGGUUUUCCGCUGCCUCCCAGAAGGAUGGAGGUGCACAAUGUGUCUGUUCCCUUCAACUUCUCCCUGCCGCCCAACUUUGGCAAGCGCCCCACGGACCUGGCACUGAGCAUCAUCCUGGUGCUCAUGCUGCUUGUCAUCAUGCUCUCUCUGGGCUGCACCAUGGAGUUCAGCAAGAUCAAGGCUCACUUGUUGAAGCCUAAGGGGCUGGCCAUCGCCAUGGUGGCCCAGUAUGGCAUCAUGCCCCUCACUGCUUUUGUGCUGGGGAAGGUCUUCCAGUUGAACAACAUUGAGGCACUGGCAAUCCUGAUUUGUGGCUGCUCACCUGGAGGGAACCUGUCCAACAUCUUCAGUCUGGCUGUGAAGGGGGACAUGAACCUCAGCAUCGUGAUGACCACCUGCUCCACCUUCGUUGCCCUGGGAAUGAUGCCUCUCCUCUUGUAUAUCUACUCCAAAGGGAUCUAUGAUGGCAGCCUGGAGGAUAAGGUGCCCUAUAAGGGCAUUAUAAUAUCAUUGAUCAUGGUUCUCAUCCCUUGCACCAUAGGAAUCAUCCUCAAAUCUAAACGGCCAAAAUAUGUGCCUUAUAUUAUGAAGGGAGGGAUGAUAAUCUCUCUCUUAUUCAGCGUGGCCGUCACAGCCCUCUCCAUCAUCAACAUAGGGAAGAGCAUCAUGUAUGCCAUGACACCACACCUGCUGACAGUCUCCUCCCUGAUGCCUUUUAUUGGCUUCCUGCUAGGCUACCUUCUCUCUGCUCUCUUCUGUCUCAAAGCACGGUGCAGACGCACCAUCAGCAUGGAGACAGGAUUCCAAAACAUUCAACUCUGUUCCACCAUCCUCAACGUGACCUUUCCCCCUGAAGUCAUUGGGCCACUUUUCUUCUUUCCUCUCCUCUACAUGAUUUUCCAGCUUGGUGAAGGGCUUCUCUUCAUUAUUGUCUUCCGGUGCUACAAAAAAUUCAACCCUCCCAAGGAGAAAACAAAACUGAUCUAUACAGCUGCAACAAAAGAAGCAAUUUCAAGAGCUCAGGAAAAUGGCGUCCACAAAGGGGAAGAGUGCACCCCUUGCACAGCCUAGCCCUUCCCUUGGCAGCCUGGAUUCUGGGCAGAUGGCAACUGAGAAAGCCAGUGUGCUCAACUACAGAGCAGCAAAAACAAAACAAACACCAGGCUUGUCUUUCUCUAGCACUUCCAAACCACCUCAUUUCUUGCAAAGAGAAGAUUCACUUCAGCAGAAUCAAGGUUUGGUCUGCAGGUCAAAAGAAGACUCGCCUAUCCCCUGCUUGUACUGGUUAAAAAAAUGACUUAUUCAGUGACUAUAAACUCUAUGAAGGCAAAAAAUAAUCUGCCUUUUGCCCUAGACCUCUGAACACAGUGCCUAAUUAGCAUAUAAAGCUCCAUUUCUGGGCUAAUCAAUAAAUGGCCUGUUUUACCCAUUAAUCAAAUACUCAAAUCUCUAAGUUUUUUGACCCAAAAGGAAAUAAAUGUUCAAGAACACUGCAGAAUUUGUACACUACAAAAGUUCUAAUAUAAAAGAUCAUAUUUCCUUUCUCUUUGA
Messenger RNA from Ictidomys tridecemlineatus (thirteen-lined ground squirrel), 1662 nucleotides. It is a transcript of the gene Slc10a1, whose product is annotated as solute carrier family 10 member 1. NCBI's taxonomy places the organism in Eukaryota, Metazoa, Chordata, Mammalia, Rodentia, Sciuridae. The record is from RefSeq and is a predicted model, not a curated record. Gene Ontology annotation, cellular component: membrane. Gene Ontology annotation, biological process: bile acid and bile salt transport. Gene Ontology annotation, molecular function: bile acid:sodium symporter activity.